CUGCAGGCGGCAGUCUGAUAGCGGAAGUUCGUACCGCUAGUGGCUCCAGUUCAGGCGGAUCCCGUCAGUGUCUGAUCUCAAACUUUGUGUCAAACCAAAAAACAUCUGCAAGCCGGUGACAUGGGGGAUAAGGAGUUGAUGUGGGCCCUGAAAAAUGGAGAUAUGGAUGAGGUGAAGACUCUAAUGGUGAAGGCGGAGGACGUGAACCGGACUCUGGAGGGCGGACGAAAACCUCUUCACUACGCUGCAGACUGUGGUCAGGCCGAGAUCCUGGAGUAUCUUCUGUCUAAAGGAGCAGAUGUCAAUGCUCCAGAUAAACAUGGUAUCACUCCACUGCUGUCUGCCACUUACGAGGGUCACGUGGCCUGCGUCAAGAUUCUUCUAGAAAAGGGUGCCGAUAAAAACCGAAAAGGUCCGGAUGGACUCAGUGCAUUCGAGGCGGCCGAGAGUGAGGCCAUCAAAGCUCUACUGAAGUGAGUCACUCGCUGCUGAACAACAGAGAGGAUCCAAACCGCAGCCACUGAAUCCAUCAAACACACACAAACCUCUCUGUCUCUGCCCACCGGCUGCAUCAGCUCCUCUUGCUUCCUGUUGUUUUAGUUUUUCAUGAUCUUAUUUUAUUUUGGGAGACAAGCAGGCGGUUUCUCAUCUAGAUUAUCAAAUAGCAGCCAUUGGCUGACGGAUCUGUCACUCGCGCCUCCCGUAAGGACCAGUGGGAAAGCGGUUGGACUCUGCCUGUAUAACGCCACUAAAAGCAGAAUGUAGAUUUAAAGAAUGAAAUUGAUGUGUGCAUUUAUUUUUCAGACUGUAAGUGGAGUGAUUGUGAUAGUUAGAGGUAGAUAGUUAUAACAUUACACUCCGGCCCCACGUCAAACCGACGACAUUCCUGCAGUCUUCAUAUUAGCUGUUCAAAGAACAAAAUUAAACUUUCAGAUGCUUCAAACGUUUACUGGCUGCACAUUUGCUUCGUGUCCUCUUGAAUUUAUGUCAUUGUAGAAAGAAAUAAAAAGUUGAUUUUUGAGUGUUCAUCAGCUUUCAGAAAGGCAUUUAGCCAGAUGAUGAUAGACCCGUCUCUCUCUCUUUCAUGGGGGUAGACAUGUUUUCUGCUGUCUUGCAUCUGUCGUCCUUUCUGGAAUAUGACUUCUUUCACUCUUAGUCUCUUUUUGUCUCUCUCUCUCUGCAUGAUGGUAUUUCAGCUUUUCAGUACAGUCUUGGUCCGAACCAUCUCCUCAAGUGAAUGUUUUAAACCUCAAUAUCUGGCAUUGUUGUAAAGUCCAUUUAAAAACAGAGAAACAAAUAAAAAGAUUUGAAAUGAC
This is a messenger RNA of Misgurnus anguillicaudatus (oriental weatherfish), 1316 nucleotides long. RefSeq names its product myotrophin (gene mtpn). Lineage: Eukaryota; Metazoa; Chordata; Actinopteri; Cypriniformes; Cobitidae. The record is from RefSeq and is a predicted model, not a curated record. Gene Ontology annotation, biological process: protein K6-linked ubiquitination. Gene Ontology annotation, molecular function: protein binding; ubiquitin-protein transferase activity. Gene Ontology annotation, cellular component: BRCA1-BARD1 complex; BRCA1-A complex.